AUGGCACACAUACAAUUUGUAGACGAAUUAGUUCGAGAAUACCUGUUAUUCAGAGGUUUUUCAUCAACGGUAAAAGCGUUUGACAGUGAUUUAAAAGCAGAUAAAGACAAAGGUUUCCGAGUUGAUAAAAUAGUAGAACAGGUUGUGCAUUACAUUAAUGUAUCGGAUAUUAGUGGGUUAAAGGAAUAUUGGUCACACUUGGACGCUUUGGUUUUCUCGAAGCUAGAAAGUCAUGUUCAACCAGCUGUUCGGAAAUUAGAAUAUAGUUUGUACAAGCUAUAUCUUGUGACAGCUGCACAAAGCACUGGCGGUGUUCGCAAUGAGAGGAUUGCUGACUUUUUAACUAAAAUGAUACCUGAACUGCAAGGGCAGGUUGAGUGGAGAGAUUGGUUUAACGAAUUAGUUCGAGAAUACCUGUUAUUCAGAGGUUUUUCAUCAACGGUAAAAGCGUUUGACAGUGAUUUAAAAGCAGAUAAAGACAAAGGUUUCCGAGUUGAUAAAAUAGUAGAACAGGUUGUGCAUUACAUUAAUGUAUCGGAUAUUAGUGGGUUAAAGGAAUAUUGGUCACACUUGGACGCUUUGGUUUUCUCGAAACUAGAAUGUCAUGUUCAACCAGCUGUUCGGAAAUUAGAAUAUAGUUUGUACAAGCUAUAUCUUGUGACAGCUGCACAAAGCACUGGCGGUGUUCGCAAUGAGAGAAUUGCUGACUUUUUAACUAAAAUGAUACCUGAACUGCAAGGGCAGGUUGAGUGGAGAGAUUGGUUUAUGCUACCAUUCGUACAGAAACCAGAAGAGAAUCCAUCUUUCAGCCUGUACUUCACGAGAUCUUGGCAGGACAGUGUAUUGGUCUCGUUACACAAUCUUUUGGCUACUGUGUUUCAAUGCAUGCCACAACCAACGUUGACAAGUUAUGAAAGUGAUGCAGCUAUGGUUAAGAGGCUGCAGGACAAACUGGCAACAGUAUCGGGAAAGGCCCAGCCACAGCAAGCAGUUGAAAAGACAUCACCAAUUGGUCAUCAAUCCCGUCUCUCUCAAUAUUCCGAACGGCUCAGCGGUCCCUUGCCUCUAGUCGACGACUUCUGCGCAAUCCCAUCAGAGCAACUCGAGAGUGGAGUCCGCGAAGCCAAAGGACUCCGCAGCCUCUUACGACAGAUGGGAGGGAGUCCCGUGAUGGGUAGAAAACCUGGACGAUCUCAAAGCCAAAACUAA
Arctia plantaginis is the source of this 1209-nucleotide messenger RNA. Lineage: Eukaryota; Metazoa; Arthropoda; Insecta; Lepidoptera; Erebidae. The record is from the annotation of a GenBank genome assembly.